Messenger RNA from Corylus avellana, 2337 nucleotides. RefSeq lists its product as uncharacterized. Gene Ontology annotation, biological process: CTP biosynthetic process; pyrimidine nucleobase biosynthetic process. Lineage: Eukaryota; Viridiplantae; Streptophyta; Magnoliopsida; Fagales; Betulaceae. The record is from RefSeq and is a predicted model, not a curated record. Gene Ontology annotation, molecular function: identical protein binding; CTP synthase activity.
CAUUGGCAGUGUAUAUAAAAGGGGACUGAGACCGAGCAAUUUCAAACUCAGUCCUUUGAUUUCUGCCAUUCUCACUUUCAUCCGUUUCUUUCUUUGCUAUCAGACUCCUUUUUUAGUUAGUCUGUUAGUGUUUUUGUUUCUCAUGCUCUUUGCACCUUGCCACCUUUUGCUGUCGGACGACGAGAGAGUAUUCGAGGAGUCGAAUAAGAUAGACAUACCAGAUUUUGCUUUGCUUUUGCUCUAGAACCACUUCAGUUGGGUGACUGGUUUAAGUUAAACACCAUAACCAAGGUGCAAUCUAAGACAAGGAAAGAAAACGAAAAAUGAAGUACGUAUUGGUAACGGGUGGAGUAGUUAGCGGUCUCGGGAAAGGGGUCACCGCCAGCAGUAUCGGUCUGCUUCUCAAGGCCUGUGGACUUCGCAUUACUUCCAUCAAAAUUGAUCCUUACUUGAACACCGAUGCUGGAACAAUGUCCCCUUUUGAGCACGGGGAAGUUUAUGUGUUAGAUGAUGGCGGCGAGGUGGACCUGGACCUUGGGAAUUAUGAGCGGUUCCUUGAUAUCAAGUUGACAAGCGAUAAUAAUAUUACUACUGGAAAGAUUUACCAGUCCGUUAUUGAUAAGGAGAGAAGGGGAGAUUAUCUGGGGAAAACUGUGCAGGUCGUCCCUCACAUCACAGAUGCCAUUCAAGAGUGGAUUGAGCGUGUGGCAAUGAUACCAGUGGAUGGGAAGGCAGGUCCAGCCGAUGUUUGUGUCAUAGAAUUGGGUGGAACUAUAGGAGACAUUGAAUCCAUGCCAUUUAUUGAGGCAUUAGGGCAAUUCUCAUACCGUGUAGGGACAGGGAACUUUUGCUUGAUUCAUGUCAGCCUUGUGCCCGUUUUAAAUGUUGUUGGUGAACAGAAAACAAAACCAACCCAGCACAGUGUUCGGGGACUAAGAGGCCUGGGUUUGACACCACAUAUCUUAGCUUGUCGCAGUACAAUGGCACUUGACCAGAACGUAAAAGUGAAACUCUCUCAGUUUUGCCAUGUCACGGAAGAAAAUAUUAUCACUCUCUAUGAUGUACCCAACAUCUGGCAUAUUCCUUUGCUUUUAAGAGAUCAGAAGGCCCAUGAAGCAAUCUUGAAAGUGCUGAACCUUAUGGGUAAAGCUGGGCAGCCUGCAUUGGAGGAAUGGACUUCUAGGGCUGCAAUCUGUGACAAGUUGCAUGAGCCGGUCCAUAUUGCGAUGGUUGGGAAGUAUACAGGCCUUUCAGAUUCCUAUCUCUCGGUACUGAAGGCUCUUGUGCAUGCUUCCGUUUUCAACCGCAAGAAACUCUUUGUAGAUUGGGUUCCAGCUUCCGACCUUGAAGAUGCAACUGCAAAAGAGAAUCCUGAUGCUUAUAAAGCAGCUUGGAAGUUGUUGAAGGGUGCAGAUGGUAUUCUUGUUCCAGGAGGGUUUGGUGACAGAGGAGUGCAAGGGAAAAUUCUUGCAGCAAAGUAUGCUCGAGAAAACAGGAUUCCCUUUCUUGGCAUUUGUUUAGGAAUGCAAAUUGCCGUCAUUGAGUUUGCACGAUCUGUUAUUGGUCUGCAGGAUGCUAAUAGCACUGAAUUUGAUCCCAAUACCCGGAAUCCAUGUGUUAUAUUUAUGCCUGAGGGCUCAAAAACACAUAUGGGAGGCACCAUGCGCCUUGGAUCAAGGAGGACAUAUUUCCAGGUUAUGAACAGCAAAUCUGCAAAAUUAUAUGGAAGUAAAAGCGUCAUUGAUGAGAGACACCGGCAUAGAUAUGAGGUGAAUCCUGAUAUGGUAGCAUGCCUUGAAAAAGCUGGCCUCUCUUUUGCUGGCAAAGAUGAAACCGGUCGACGCAUGGAGAUUAUCGAGCUACCAAAUCAUCCAUACUUUAUUGGUGUUCAAUUUCAUCCUGAAUUUAAAUCAAGGCCAGGAAAACCUUCUCCUUUAUUUUUAGGACUCAUAGCAGCAGCAUGCGGGGAGUUGGAUGCUGUCUUUCUAGGCAAUGGAAUCCAAAGGAAUAUACCAAAUGGAGUAGGCAAUCAUACCGCAAAAAUCAAAGCAUACCAAAAUGGAAUUGCAACUAAGGCCACCAAUGCUUUGCCUGAUGGUGUUUAUAGCAAUGGCAAUGGGGUCUACUUGUGAACGUUAUAGGAUUUCUCUCUGUGGGCCAUUUUGGUAAGAUUUUACGAUUGGUCUGUACAGUACUUAUCUGGAUAUUGGUAGGUGUAGGUCUCCACUCCAAAGGACUCAUAUAUAAUAUAGGACACUGUCAGAUCCCGGUCUUUUAAACGGGAUAGCUUGUUAAGGUUUACAGUUGUACUGCAAUGAGAGAGAGUAUUUAUGUUUG